Molecule: messenger RNA, 1203 nt
Organism: Musa acuminata subsp. malaccensis (wild Malaysian banana)
Lineage: Eukaryota; Viridiplantae; Streptophyta; Magnoliopsida; Zingiberales; Musaceae
Product: histone acetyltransferase TAP1
Cellular component (GO): cytoplasm
Molecular function (GO): N-acetyltransferase activity
Source: RefSeq, a predicted model, not a curated record
CGCGUGAUCGACGCAGAUGACGAACUGAAGUGGUCGAUAAUUGAUUGAUGGUGCCUGCUGUGCAAGUGUCUGGAAUCCCUCGUCUUCUCCCCUCACUCUCCGUCUCCUUAUCUCGUAUCUCUCCCUCGCUCUCUUGCGAGACACCCAUUUAUAAUUACAACAAAAAUAGGAGGAAUCAAACUAAGAAGAAUAAGGCGUCGUUUAGGGCACAUAAACACAGAACGAACCAUGCCUUUCGGCGCUUCCAUCCCUUCGCCUCCUCCUACAUAUUUGGUUCAUCACCUCGCUUGCUGGUUUCAAGUUUCAAACAAGUGCUGGAUUCAUAAUGGACUCUCUGGGUUCGUUCCAGCAAAAAGAAGGGCAAUGGUUCUGCCUUUGAGGGCUAGCUUUUGGGAUUCCAUUAAAUCUGGCUUCUUGAAGAAUAACAACUCAACAAAAGUUGUUGAGCCACCUUCAACUUUUAUGGAAGAAGAAGACCCCUUUCCACAAGAUAUAGUGCUUCUUGAAAAGACCCAACCUGACGGAACAUUUGAGCAGAUCAUCUUUUCUUCAGCUGGAGACGUUGAUGUAUAUGAUGUACAAGCUUUAUGUGAUAAGGUAGGAUGGCCCCGAAGACCACUAACAAAAAUAGCAGCAUCUUUGAAAAAUAGUUAUCUGGUUGCUACACUUCAUUUAAUAAGUAGGUCUCCAGGCACAGAGGGGAUUGAUCAGAAGCAACUUAUUGGCAUGGCUCGUGCCACCUCUGACCAUGCAUUUAAUGCGACAAUAUGGGAUGUCCUUGUUGAUCCUUCCUAUCAGGGGCAGGGUCUAGGUAAAGCACUUGUGGAGCAGCUAAUCCGGGUGUUGCUGCAAAGAGAUAUUGGCAAUAUAACUUUAUUUGCAGAUAAUAAAGUGGUGGAUUUCUACAAGAAUUUGGGAUUUGAAGCUGAUCCUGAAGGUAUCAAGGGCAUGUUCUGGUACCCAAGAUAUUAGUGAUCCUGAUGACUCCAUGGUCUCUAAAUGUGUUUUGGGUACUAGAAAUUACAUGGGCUGUCUGAAAGUAAUGGUGCUAUUACAAUUAUGUAAGUAUAUGAACGUUGUUUGAGUUAAUUUUGCUAUUUUAAAAUUCAUUCUCAUGAUGUCGGGUGAAGCUUCAUUGUGUAGAUUGCUAGAGAUCUGUCUUUUUGACAGACAUUCAGCAUGGAUGUUAAUGUUCCCAGAAAA